AUGGCAACCGUUAUGACAGCCGCCCAGCGGGCUCUUAACUUGCCAGAACUCCUCGGAAUUAUCUUCAUGUUCCUUCACUACCAUCCGGCGGAUACGCCCUUGCCCCCCAAACAUUGGAUAUACCCUUGUAUCCUCGUGAACAAGGUCUGGUGUCGAGAAGCAGUGCCCUACGUCUGGAAAGUGCCCUACGUCUUGAAAGAUACCAAUACUGGCCUGUUUUCCAUAGAAGAACAUCUCGCCACAAUACCUCCUGGACGAAGACAGUUCUAUGUGAACUUUAUUGAGAAAGCCGAUUUUAAAAAUGCCUAUUAUGGCAAUUGGGAUGUCAAUGGGCUUGCUGAAAUAACAUUUUCUCGCUUGAAGUCUCUGACUUUAUUUCCUUACCUGGGCUAUGAUAGGACUUGUCCCCAGAUUAAGGCACCCCGUCUCAAGAGUCUGACUCUCUUUCCGGCGGGCUUGCGUUGCGUUCAUUGUCGACAUAGAGCCUUGAACGCGAUGCUAGAGCAAAUUCCGGAUCUUUUCCCGGACUUGGAAGAACUUACGAUUUCAUUUGACUCUGAAAUUUGUUCUGGAAUAAUGGAAAUGCUCAGGGAGCGGCUACCAAAGUUGAAAAUGUUGGAUGCCUCAGUUGAUUGGGAGGAAAUGGGCUCAGAAGACGACUCAGAAGACGACUCAGAAGACGACUCAGAAGACGAUUCGGAGGAAGACUCGGAGGAAGACUCGGAGGAAGACUCGGAGGAAGACUCGGAGGAAGACUCGGAGGAAGACUCGGAGGAAGACUCGGAAGAAAUCUAG
Aspergillus melleus is the source of this 795-nucleotide messenger RNA. RefSeq lists its product as uncharacterized. The record is from RefSeq and is a predicted model, not a curated record. Bases 1 to 795 code for a protein of 264 amino acids. The transcript is spliced from 2 exons. NCBI's taxonomy places the organism in Eukaryota, Fungi, Ascomycota, Eurotiomycetes, Eurotiales, Aspergillaceae.